GAUGUAUCGGAUCACUUGGAACUUCACUGAACACGACCCACAAUUACACCACACAAGGUGUUAAUUCGUUUCCCAAGAAUACCUCUCCGCACAUCCCUACAACCGUCCCUUCUGUCUCUCACACAUUUCCCUCCUCCCGUUUAGUCUCUGCAUCCCUCAAACGCACCAUUCAUUCUUCUUCGGCACACCGCAAACCCCAUUCAACAGUCCCUUCGCAUUUUCUUGAGGUUGUUCGUGAGCCUUCUACUGGUCCAUUAAUCCCUGAAAUUAGUUGCGGCUACCAAAGUUUCGUUGCACACAGAUCAUAUACGCUAGUAUCAGGUGCGGCUGGAAUCCCCAAACAAUCUUCACAGCUAAUAACCAUCAGCGACGGAAAGUACUUGUCUGUUGGAUGUGGAGAGGAUAAUUGGUUCACGAGACAUGAUUCAUUGGGAGUAGCGGAUGGUGUAAGCGCAUGGGGAAAACAUGAAUCGCGAGGAGAAACAAGACCAGAUCCAGCCUUGUUAUCAAGAAAGCUAAUGCAUAGCGCCUACGUCGAGCUGGAAAAGUAUGAUAACCCAGAAAAGGACAGUCACUACGUUUACGACACGGUGGAUCCGAAACAAGUCCUCCAAAAAAGUUACGAACAGACUAUGCGUCAAUGUGCUCUAGAGAAUCAAGCAAUUGUAAUGGAACAACGAAUAGUAGGCUCAACAACAGCUCUUAUAGCAGUUUUGCGUAACGAUGAAUUACGAAUAGCCAACCUGGGCGAUUGUGGAAUUUGUAUAAUCCGCAAUCAAAACAUAAUCUUCCGCAAUGAAGAACAAACCCACUCUUUCAACUACCCAUUCCAACUUGGAACCGGUUCUUCAGACGCACCACGGGAUGCCCAAGUGUUUGUUGUAAAAGUUGUCAGAGGAGACAUAGUUGUUGUUGGAUCAGACGGGAUAUUCGAUAACCUGUUUGACGAGGAUAUCGUCGAGGAAGUUAAGCGCUCUGUUAACGGAAAGAGGAACUCGACAACAUCAACUAUUAUAAAUCCCCAGGUUCUAGCUGAAUCGCUGGCGUUUCGAGCAAAAGGAACUAGUCAAGACCUGGAGUGUAGCAGUCCAUUCGAGAGCAGAGCUUCACGGGAGGCAUUUUAUUAUACUGGUGGGAAG
Paraglomus brasilianum is the source of this 1139-nucleotide messenger RNA. The record is from the annotation of a GenBank genome assembly. NCBI's taxonomy places the organism in Eukaryota, Fungi, Glomeromycota, Glomeromycetes, Paraglomerales, Paraglomeraceae.